Physella acuta is the source of this 2475-nucleotide messenger RNA. Its product is annotated as coiled-coil domain-containing protein 83. The record is from RefSeq and is a predicted model, not a curated record. Lineage: Eukaryota; Metazoa; Mollusca; Gastropoda; Physidae.
GCUUUUUACCAACUUCAAGUAGUCAAUAGCUUACUUGGUUACCAAAAUGGCCGUCACAAGCAAAAAAGUAUAGAUCUAGAUCUAGAAAGAAAUAACAUUUUAAAAUGAAGUUAUUAAAACAUCAAUACAUUUUAUAGUCAAGCAGCUGAUUUAAGCAUUGAACGAUGGCUGGGAAGAAAGGCAAGAAAGGAAAAAAAGGAAAAAAAGGAAAGCGAAAAGAGAAAAAAAGUGGCAAGGCCCCUCAGAUGACACCACAAGAAGCCAUUUUAGCCUAUCAAAUCAAUGUUGUGGAGAAAAAACUUGAAGAUGUGUCAUAUGAAAUACGUGGCUGGGAGGAAAAAAAUGCGAGGAACUUAGCACGAAAUGAGAAACUGAAAGAUGAGCAGGGUCUGUUGCUCCAACAGUUGCUGAAGAGCCAGCGUGAAGUGCUGGCUGGUGGCCUGGCUCAGGAGAGUGCAACUAGAGAGGAUGUCACACAGGAGAUGCUGCUCAAAUGGCAGAGGCAGAGGGAGAGGGAGAGGGAGAUAGAGAUAUUAAAGAAUGAAUUACUAGCUAAAGAGAGAGAAGUCUCGCAUGCUGUGAGGGACUUGAACUGGUGGAGAACCUUUAGAGACUCAGGGCAGCACCAGCAGCAGAUGCACAUCAAGCUUUUAGAGCAGGAGAUCCGGGACAUAGAAACCAGCUUCAUGGAAAUGGAAGCCCACUUAGUGAGGGAGAAGGACGGCUCCAUCUCUGAGAUGGAAAACCUAACACAAGAAGCUUUGUCUCAGCAGAAAGACCUGGCUGCUCAAAGGGCCAUGUCAAUGCUUGACAAAACAGAUAGACAAGAAGUCAUCGACAAUGAUUGGCUGAGAAAAGAGGUGGCUCUUCAUCGCUUGGAAACCAACAAAGCUUCUGAGGUUGUGGCAAGACUGGAACAAGAAAAUCUUCACCUGAUGGCUGAACUUUUUGAAUGUUCUGUAGAAGAUCUUAAGGUAUCAAGAUCAUGUUAUCUGACUCAGCUAGAUGACACUGAGAAUCUAGAACACUCUGGAAUUUUGGAGCUUGACCUUGCUAAAAUAAAUGUCACAUCUGAUGAUGAGAUAGAGGAGCAAGUCAGGAAACCUUUCAGAGGACGCCCUCAAAGUGCUACACAGAAAGCUGUUGAAGAGAAAGUCUUCUCAUUGAUAGCUGCCACAGAUUCAGAAGAUGAAACAUCAGAAACAGAAAGUGGAAUCUAUGAAAAUUAUUAUUUUGAAGAAGAAAAUUUUGAUGAUUAUCUCAAGUUAGGUCCCCUGGAGCUGAAGCUGCUAAGCAUCACAGGCCAGCCCGCGCCAAUCCACACGACACCAUCUCAGUCGCAGGAAGAGACGGAGGCCAAACUCUACAAACCUGACCAGUGGCCAGUAACUGUGGCAAUGCUCAAAGGGCCAUUAGUACCUGUCUGAUGCCACCUUUUUUUUACACUAAACACAUCAAACAUAAGAGGCAUCAGACAGACAACAUAAGGCAGACAAUAUAAAAAGGCAGAAAUCAUCAGACAAACAAUAUAAGACAGACAACAUAAGGCAGACAAUAUAAAAAGGCAGAAAACAUCAGACAAACAAUAUAAAACAGACAAUAUAAGGCAGACAAUACAAGACAGACAAUAUAAGGCAGACAAUAUAAGACAGACAAUAUAAGACAGACAAUAUAAGGCAGACAAUAUAAGACAGACAAUAUAAGGCAGACAAUAUAAGGCAGACAAUAUAAGACAGACAACAUAAGGCAAACAAUAUAAGGCAGACAACAUAAGACAGACAAUAUAAGGCAGACAAUAUAAGGCAGACAACAUAAGACAGACAAUAUAAGGCAGACAAUAUAAGGCAGACAACAUAAGACAGACAGUAUAAGGCAGACAAUAUAAGGCAGACAAUAUAAGGCAGACAAUAUAAGGCAGACAAUAUAAAAAGGCAGACAAACAAUAUAAGGCAGACAAUAUAAGACAGACAAUAUAAGGCAGACAAUAUAAGACAGACAAUAUAAGACAGACAAUAUAAGACAGACAAUAUAAAAAGGCAGACAAACAAUAUAAGACAGACAAUAUAAGGCAGACAAUAUAAGGCAGACAAUAUAAAAAGGCAGACAAACAAUAUAAGACAGACAAUAUAAGGCAGACAAUAUAAAACAAGCAUAUAACAAGGACCAGCACCUCUAUCCCAUCAAAUGCCAAGGUCAUAUGCCAAGGUCAUGGAAACUAUGCUUAAUGUUUUUUUUUUUACAACAUACAACAAAGCAUAUAACAUACAGUUAAGAUGUCAGUAACAGUUCAUAACAAAAGCACAUUAGACAUGCAGAUUUUAACAUGCAACAUUUAAAAUGCAACAUUUAACAUGCAACAUUUAAAAUGCAACAUUUAACAUGCAACAUUUAACAACAUUAGAAGCACAACAUCAAGUCAUUCAAUAUAUGUUAAAUGAAUUCAAAUAUUCAGCGAAAAGUUGUGUUCUCUGGGUC